Molecule: messenger RNA, 1849 nt
Organism: Momordica charantia (bitter melon)
Lineage: Eukaryota; Viridiplantae; Streptophyta; Magnoliopsida; Cucurbitales; Cucurbitaceae
Product: Cation efflux family protein
Biological process (GO): monoatomic cation transport; transmembrane transport
Cellular component (GO): membrane
Molecular function (GO): monoatomic cation transmembrane transporter activity
Source: RefSeq, a predicted model, not a curated record
UGCAGGGAGAAGGUUCUCAAAUCUCAACUGGGGAAUCUUUAAUUUUGUACAGAAUCGGUGCUUCAUUGCCGUUCUACGCAGUGUUUGUUCUCUCUUCACCUUCAACUCUCGCGAUUCAGAAAUCAAACACCAAACUUCAUAAAUCUCUUAGUUUCUGUUAAUCAAAAAAUCCACCACUUCCCCAUCAAACUCCAUUAAAAUGAGGUACAGAUUCUACCGUCUCAACCCAAUACUUCAAUCCUUCUACACCAGGCUUUCCUCCGCAACCCACCAGGAAUUUCAUUCAAUUCCGCCAAUCCAAUCCCUCAAUCUUCAACCCCAGAACUCACUAUUGGGAAUCUACGACGAUCCGAAGAACAGAAUCUCCAGACGGUGGCAUUUGGGCCACGCCCACCGCCACGACGACCACCAUCGAUUCGGCGAAGAGGGCGAGAGUAUAUUCAAGCUGGGUCUCGGCGCUGACAUUGCCUUGGCUGCGGGGAAGGCUGUGACGGGUUAUUUGUCAGGAAGCACAGCCAUCAUCGCCGAUGCGGCUCAUUCAGUGUCUGAUGUGGUUCUUAGUGGCAUCGCUUUAUGGUCGUUUAAAGCUGCAAAAGCUCCUAAAGACAAGGAGCACCCAUAUGGACAUGGUAAAUUUGAGACUCUGGGAGCCCUUGGAAUCUCUUGCAUGCUUUUAGCAACUGCUGGUGGCAUUGCUUGGCAUGCUUCAGAACUUUUACUGGGCUUGCUGUCAGCUGCUCCUGAAAUAGUUAAUCAGCCGUUGGGACAUGAUGAUUUGCAUAACCAUAGCCAUGGUGGACAUCAUCACGGGAUCGACAUGGACCAUCCUAUUCUAGCCUUGAAUAUGACUCUUGUAUCAAUAUCUAUCAAAGAAGGGCUUUAUUGGAUAACAAAGCGAGCUGGGGAAAAACAAGGUAGCGGACUCAUGAAAGCAAAUGCAUGGCAUCAUCGGGCUGAUGCUAUAUCAUCAGUAGUUGCGCUCAUUGGCGUUGGAGGUUCUAUUCUCGGGGUGAAGUUUCUAGAUCCCUUAGCUGGACUCGUUGUCUCGGGCAUGAUUCUGAAGGCUGGACUUGGAAGUGGACACCAAAGCAUCUUGGAAUUAGUGGAUGCUGCAAUUCCAGCAGAUCAGAUAGAGCCUGUCAGACGAACAAUACUGCAAGUUGAGGGUGUCAUGGGCUGCCAUCGCCUUAGAGGAAGGAGAGCUGGUUCUUCUUUGUAUCUCGAUGUGCAUAUUGAGGUUGAUCCUUUUCUGAGUGUCAGUGCUGCUCAUUGUAUAGGUGAAAAUGCUCGUCGAAAGAUUCACACAUCACAUCCUGAAGUAUCUGAAGUUUUUAUACAUAUAGAUCCCUCAAUUUCACAUUUCCAACACAGUUUAUCGGACUGGCAAGAAGGCUCGAUCGGAACUUUAAAUCAGAGUACAGAUACCCUGCUGAACGAGAAGAAAAUUGAAUCCAUGAUUUCCAGAAUCAUCCAGUCACAAUUUCCUGAGAAAAUGGUUGUUGAACGCAUUACACCCCACUUGUUGCAAGGCAAGAUUCUGCUAGAAAUCGAGGUCUCCAUGCCUCCCGACUUGCUAGUUCGAAAUGCAAUGGAAGUAGCAAGAGUAGCAGAGAUGCAGAUCCUGAAGGCAGCCUCAAACAUAGUUCAUGUUAGCAUUCAGCUGCGUUUGGGGCAUAGAAUUCCACAGCUAAGCCACCAGGCAAAAUUUUAAAAUGCGACUUUUUAUUAGACUUCUCAUGUUUCAUAGCUAAAUUUUUAUUGGGGGUGACAUCAUUUGACCCCAUUACCUAUAGAUUUUUUCUUGGAAUCUCUCCUAUGAGAAAGAGAGUUUGGUUGAAGGUCUCAAAAA